Messenger RNA from Ostrinia furnacalis (Asian corn borer), 2041 nucleotides. RefSeq names its product cytochrome P450 6k1-like. NCBI's taxonomy places the organism in Eukaryota, Metazoa, Arthropoda, Insecta, Lepidoptera, Crambidae. Gene Ontology annotation, molecular function: monooxygenase activity; heme binding; iron ion binding. Bases 1 to 1494 code for a protein of 497 amino acids. The record is from RefSeq and is a predicted model, not a curated record. The transcript has 5 exons.
AUGGAGGAGUGGUUUCAACCCCAGAAUCUGAACUACUUUCUUAUAAUAGCAAUAACAAUAUUAUCAUGUUAUCUAUACUGCUCUUACAAACUAAACUACUGGAAAAGGAGAGGUGUUAUACAACUGAAAAAUACAAGUAAGAUAUUUGGGGAUUUCAAGGAUGGAAUUUUGUUUCGAACUGCACCUGGCUACCAUUUGGGCCAGCUGUACAAAGAGGCGCCCGCUGACGCUCCUUACGUUGGAUUCUACAUUUUCCACAAACCGUGCCUCCUGCUGAAAGAUCAGGAGAUCAUCAAGCAAAUACUGAUCCGCGAUUUCGAUAACUUCUCCAACCGGCACUUUGCGGGCUCAUUACAAAAAGACAGCAUCGGCAUGGUCAAUCUCUUCGGCAUAAACAACCCUGCUUGGAGAUACUUGAGAAGGAUGAUCACCCCGACGCUGUCCCGGGGAAAACUCAAGCAAAUGCUUCCGCUGAUGAUAGAAACCGGUAAACCUAUGCUGGAUCAUUUGGACCACUUGACUGAUUGUAAAACACCUAAAGUUAUUGAUGCCCAGGACGUUAACUACAAGUAUACAGCUGACCUCAUCUCUAACGUCGCUCUUGGCACCAAGACUAAUUGCUUUAACUUCCCCGACUCCGAUUAUUGCAAAAACGUUAUGGCGUUUUUCCAUUCCUUCAAGAGAAUGGUGGCUUUGGUCACAGUAUUUUUCACGCCAGAACUCGUUAAAAUGGUCGGAUCUCCUAUUUUAUUUGAUUCGACGUUCAUCGGAAAAAUGUUUUGGAAUGCUGUGGAGUCACGCGAAAAAAGCAGGGAAAAAAGAGGAGACUACAUUGACUCAAUCAUUAACUUGAAAAAUGGGACGCAGGAUUCUCUUUACAAAUUCGAUGGUGACAAUCUUUUGUUCCAAUCCGGAACAUUCUUCUCCGGCUUUGAAUCGAGCUCGACUGUAGCCGCUUUUACACUCAUGGAGUUGGCAAAAGAGAAAAAUAUCCAAGACCGAGUUAGAGAGGACAUCAAACGUGCCAUCGAUAAGCAUGGGUGGACCCUGGAGGCCUUUGCUGAAAUGAAAUAUUUGGACCAAUGCAUUUCAGAAGGAAUCAGGCUGCAUCCCUCGGUUACUACUGUUGAUCGUAUCACUUUUGAAGACUACCAGAUCCCGAACACAGAUGUCGUUAUCGAGAAAGGAACCCCUGUCUACAUUACACUGUAUGGUCUGCACGGCGAUCCACAAUACUUUGAGGAGCCAGAAAAGUUUAAGCCGGAUCGUUUUGACAGCGACAGAAUCGUACCUGAUGCGUACAUGCCCUUUGGUGCUGGGCCUAGGAAAUGUGUUGGUGUCCAAAUUGGCCAAUUGCACGUGAAAGUGGUGUUAUCCAUGAUUUUGUCCGAGUACGAAGUGCGUCAACCGAAAUCAGCGGAGGUCAAAUUGGACAACCGGUCCACCGUUACAUCAGCUGCUGAAGGAAUCAACUUGGAAUUCAUUAAACUAUAAACAUUGUUAUUUAUAUCUCAUAAUCUUAACGGAAACUAACGAUCUGAAUGGGUAUAGUUUUCUAUGUAUCAGUCACAUUAACGAUAAAGAAAUAGGUAGCUUUAAUCGCCCGAUUUUUCAUAUCAAUUAAUAGUAGGUCAAUAAAGCUGUUAUCACUAUCUCCAAAGUCAACUUUAUUGUUGUUAAUUACAAUUGUAUGCCAGAUUAAGAUUACAUGUUUAUUUUAAAACGUGACGUUCACGCUUAUCAUGUGACGUCGAAUGUUUUGUUUAGAUAUUCGCUAUUUCGACCAUUAAUCCAGCGGUCAUAUUAAGUCUUUGCCUUUCAGUAGUGCAGUGGGUCACAGUUCCAGCUACCUAUUUCCGCUUUUUCUCUCGCUCUCAUCAAAUGGUGAUUCUUUGCGACAGAACGAGACGUUAAUACCUACGUUAUGACAUUGGCCCAUAGUAACAUGUGGAGUGUAAUUGUUCGAAUUUUACAAUAAUGAUUACUUUGAGUUGCCCAUCCUGAAUCCCGAAUUCAAUAUUACCAGCUUGUACAUUAUUUG